AUGUGCAACACGGCCUUUGCGAUAGUGGAGUUUCCACAGAUACGUGAUAUGCAAAGAGAGACUUAUAAUCCCUACAUGUAUACAUCUAUAGGAUGCUCUUGCUGGCUCUUUUGCUUUUUCUUUUUCGAGUUGUGCUCUGCUCCAAUUGUUUUCCAUCAUUUAAAGGACAACACUGGCGAAAGGGGAAUGUCUACAACUGCAAUGGCAACAACUAAAGUGACUGUGCCAUGUCGCCAUUUACCGAGACCUUCCAAGACAAUCCAUCUCUCUGAGCGCCAACGCCUUUCUGCUCUACACACUAUCCAACUGCUGCGCAGAGGUAGACCCGUCCCCUCCUCUCUCUCUCUAUCUCUCCCCUCCUUUAUCUCUACCCUGUCUGUCCACCGUUGCCACCAGGAGUGGCAGAUGUUGCAAUGCAAACACCACCAAACCUGCUCAGCUUUUAUCCGUUUCACCAACUUGAAGGCGUAUCACUGA
This is a messenger RNA of Pichia kudriavzevii, 477 nucleotides long. RefSeq lists its product as uncharacterized. The record is from RefSeq and is a predicted model, not a curated record. NCBI's taxonomy places the organism in Eukaryota, Fungi, Ascomycota, Pichiomycetes, Pichiales, Pichiaceae. The transcript has a single exon. The coding region runs from base 1 to 477 and encodes 158 amino acids.